UUAUUAAAGUCUCGCAUGAACUUCUCUCCCUUUCACCUUUCAGUUACAGAGAGCAUCACUCAUGGAACCAUUUGUUUGGUACUGCAAGCCUGAAUCAAACAGUGUUUGGGCCAAAGCAGUUGAUAGCGCCUUUGGUUCCUAUACGCCAUGUUCAAUCAAUACUCUUGUAAUUUCAACCUCCAAUUUCGUUCUUAUGGGACUUUGCUUCUAUAGAAUUUGGCUUAUUGCUACAAACACAAAGGCUCAGAGGUUUUCCUUGCGUUCUAAUUGGUAUAAUUAUGUUCUCGCAUUGUUGGCUUCUUAUUGUGCUAUUCAGCCUCUGUUGAGAUUGUUGACUGGAAUUUCAGCAUUUAACUUGAAUGGUGAAACUGGAUUUGCUCCUUUUGAGGUAAUGGCCUUGAUAGUUGAAGCGCUUACAUGGUGUUCGAUGAUAGUUCUCAUUCUAUUGGAAACCAAGGUUUAUAUCCGGCAAUUUAGAUGGGUGGUGCGGUUUGGAGUUAUCUAUGUUUUGGUUGGAGAUGUUGUAUUGCUUAACCUUCUUCUGUCAGUGAAAGAUUACUGCAGUAGAUCUGCCCUGUUUCUGUACCUUAGUACUUUUAUCUCCCAGGUCUUGUUUGGUACAUUGCUUUUUGUUUACGUACCUAAUUUGGUUCCGUAUGAUGGCCAUAUAACAACGCAAGACGAGCUUCCUGACAAUGCUGAGUAUGAACUACUUUGUGGAGAGGAACAAGUUUUCCCUGAGAUGCAUGCUAAUAUAUUCUCUAGAUUAUGUUUUGGAUGGGUAACUCCACUCAUGCGGCAAGGUUACAGAAAACCCAUCAAAGAAAAGGAUGUUUGGAAGCUAGACAAGUGUGAUCAGACAGAGACAUUAACAGAAAAGUUUCAAAAGUGUUGGAUGUUAGAAUUUCAAAGCUCUAACCCGUGGCUUUUAAGAUCUUUGAACAACAGCUUAGGGAAGAGGUUUUGGUGGGGAGGCAUCUAUAAGGUGAACAUUUUGAUCCCCGGUUUUGACCUUUAACUUAAACAGCUUCAAAUAAAUACGUAAACAUUUCCACAUUACAAGUGACAUCUGAAUGCAGGUGGAGCAAUUCAACCUUCUCACUAAUUUAAACUGGAAUAAGAUUAUUGAAAUUGAUGUGUCAAAGUUAAUUAAGCAUGAGGUGAUAAUCUUUCCAAAUAAACAAAGACAAGUACUAAAAUACCAACUUUCAAAACGAUUAAGCAAUAAACUUAUAUGUGAAGGCCUCAAUGUGGUAUUAAAUGUCUCGCACACCCCUCACACCUGGGCUUGAGGAUAAUGCAAAAGUCAAUUUUAUUGGUUCUUUGCAACCAGUAAUCUCAUUAGGCUUACCUUACUGUGUGCAAAUUGCUUCAUAUAUGAAAUUAUAUUAUGCAUGGAAUAUGCAAAAUAUUGUAUUAUGCAAGUUAACUAUGUGAUAUGU
Arachis duranensis is the source of this 1442-nucleotide messenger RNA. Its product is annotated as ABC transporter C family member 12. The record is from RefSeq and is a predicted model, not a curated record. The transcript has 7 exons. Lineage: Eukaryota; Viridiplantae; Streptophyta; Magnoliopsida; Fabales; Fabaceae. Bases 62 to 1018 code for a protein of 318 amino acids.